This is a messenger RNA of Callorhinus ursinus (northern fur seal), 1790 nucleotides long. RefSeq names its product ubiquitin specific peptidase 18 (gene USP18). The record is from RefSeq and is a predicted model, not a curated record. Gene Ontology annotation, biological process: protein deubiquitination. Lineage: Eukaryota; Metazoa; Chordata; Mammalia; Carnivora; Otariidae. Gene Ontology annotation, molecular function: cysteine-type deubiquitinase activity. Gene Ontology annotation, cellular component: cytosol; nucleus.
AACUCCCACCAAAGCUGACUCAUGUGAACUCUUCCUGGAAGUGUGCAGUCCUGAAGACAGGCCGGGCAGCCCCAGUGGCCUAGGGAUUGGAAUGAUCUUUAAUGAUUCAGGUGUUGGGGACCCUGAGGAAAUUUGCCAGUGCAUCCUGGCUGUGUCAGCAUUUCUCAGCAGAACGCAUUGAGAAGAAGGCAGAGAACAACAUGAAGAGGAAGAAGGAGGAGCUAAAGGAGCGCCUCAGUGCCUGGGACUGUCCUCAUGGCCCAGUUGGUUUACACAACAUUGGACAGACCUGCUGUCUUAACUCCCUGAUUCAGGUAUUAAUUAUGAAUGUGGGCUUCACCAAGAUAUUGAAGAGGAUAACAGUACCAAGGGGAACAGAAGAACAGAGGAGAAGUGUUCCCUUCCAGUUGCUCUUGCUACUGGAGAGGAUGCAGGACAGCCGGCAGAAAGCAGUGCAACCUAUGGAGCUUGCCUACUGUCUCCAGAAGUACAAUGUUCCAAUGUUUGUCCAGCAUGAUGCUGCUCAACUCUACCUCACAGUCUGGAACCUAAUUAAGGACCAAAUCACAGAUGUGGACUUGGUAGAGAGGCUGCAGGCCCUGUAUACAAUCCAGGUGAAGGAGUCCUUGGUUUGCCUUGAAUGUACUGUGGAGAAGAGCAGAAACAGUAGCAUGUUGACCCUCCCCCUUCCUCUUUUUGAUAUGGACUCAAAACCCCUGAAAACACUGGAGGAUGCCCUUCAAUGUUUCUUCCAGCCCAGGGAGUUAUCAGGCAAAAGCAAAUGCUUCUGUGAGAAAUGUGGGAAGAAGACUUGUGGGAAACAGGUCUUGAAGCUGACCCAUUUGCCCCAGACCUUGACAAUCCACCUCUUGCGGUUCUCCAUCAGGAAUUCUCAGACAGAAAAGAUCUGCCACUCACUCGAUUUCCCCCAGAGCUUGGAUUUAAGUCAGGUCCUUGUGAUUGAAGAAGACCUCUGCAAUGCUGAGGAACAACUUGGAAGACAGUACGAGCUCUUUGCUGUGGUUGCCCAUGUGGGGGCAGCUGACUUUGGUCAUUACUGUGCCUAUAUCCAGAACUCUGUGGAUGGAAAAUGGUUCUGCUUCAACGAUUCCAAUGUUUCUUGGGUAUCCUGGGAAGACAUCCAGUGUACUUAUGGAAAUCAUAACUACCGCUGGAGAGAAACUGCUUAUCUUCUGGUUUACAUGAAGAUUGAGUCCUAAUGGAUGUUUCCUAAACCUUCAGAGACUGACAGUGUUUCAUUUUCCUUUCUAUCCCUGGAUCUGCUACUCUUGCAAGAGAUUUUGCAGUGAGAAGAAGGCUCAUUUUCAAAUUGUGUAGUCAAACUAUUUGUAAUAAGGGGUAAUUAUCAAAAUAUUUAAUAGUAACUUUGCAGGGGUUUUGAUCAGUCAGAAUAGACACUUCCACGUGGAUCCUGGCCAUAUGGCUGGGGCAGGGACCUGAGUGCUCUCCGCUGUGGAAGACAUUAAUUCUUUAGUUAGGGGAGUGCGGGAGCUCAGAUGUUCCUAGGGGAGGAGAAACCAGGCCAACAAUGGUAGUGGGAGGCAUUCAGGUGGCAAGGAGCAUUGGUAGGGAAGUAUUUCAGUAUUUUACAGCCAGUAUGAUGGUAUGAUAUGUACUGGCAGAAUAUGAUUUUUCUUUAAUUUAAAACAAUUUUAGAACCCAUAUCAGUUCUGUAAAAGUCAAGUGUUUUGUCACUGUUAUUCAUUUAUGUGACAAAUAAGAUAGUGUGGUAGGCACCAUCGUGAAUAAAGUUCUUUUUCUCAAAAGUA